Colletotrichum higginsianum IMI 349063 is the source of this 999-nucleotide messenger RNA. Its product is annotated as D-3-phosphoglycerate dehydrogenase. Gene Ontology annotation, cellular component: cytosol. Gene Ontology annotation, molecular function: NAD binding; hydroxypyruvate reductase [NAD(P)H] activity; glyoxylate reductase (NADPH) activity. The record is from RefSeq and is a predicted model, not a curated record. The coding region runs from base 1 to 999 and encodes 332 amino acids. NCBI's taxonomy places the organism in Eukaryota, Fungi, Ascomycota, Sordariomycetes, Glomerellales, Glomerellaceae. The transcript has a single exon.
AUGGCUCCAUCCAGAAUCGACUCGCCUGUCGAGGCGGUCAGCGAACCCACGGUGACUCUCCAGAAGAAGCCCACCAUGUACCUCCUGGAAAAGUUCCCCGAAGAGGCCGUCAAGUACUGCCAAGUCCACUUCCACACGAUCCUCCACGUAGAUGAAGAAGUCGCCAACUGGCGCGAGAACGCCGACGCGAUCCUCGUCCGCGAAAAGAUCAUCACCGCCCAAGACAUCUCAUCGGCGCGCCGGCUCCGCGCCAUCGGCAAGCAGGGCACAGGCAUCGACAUCAUCGACAAGGAUGCCGCCGACGCGAGGGGCAUCGCCGUCUGCAACGCGCCGGGAGUGAACGCGCAGUCGGUCGCCGAGCUGGUUCUCGCCCUCACUAUGGCCGUCGCGCGGCAACUGAGGACCAUCUCGGUCAAGCAAGCGGCUGGCAACGAGGUCAGGAAAGAGCACUGCAUGGGCAUGACGCUCACCGGCAAAUCUAUUGGGAUACUGGGAAUGGGCGCAAUCGGCACCGCCGUCGCUACGAUGUUUCGAGGCGCUUUCGGAGCCCGGGUGUGGGCCUACGACCCGUUUGCCCCGGCCGAGGCCUGGAGCGAUAUCGAGCAUACACGAGUGCAGAACUUUGAGGAGAUGCUUCCACACGUGGAUGUGUUGACGUUGCACAUCCCCCUCAACUCCCAGACCCAGGGGCUCAUCGGCGCGAAACAAUUGACGGCAAUGAAGGCAGGUUCGAUCCUCAUCAAUGUCGCGCGAGGCGGUAUCGUUGACGAGCCAGCCUUGAUCCGGGUGCUCAACGAGGGCCACCUCUUCGGAGCAGGGCUUGAUUGUCACGAGGAGGAGCCGCCGACGCUGCAGAAGCACCAGGCAUUGUGGGAAACCGGGCGCGUGGUCAGUACACCACACAUUGGGGCGACGACCAAGGAGACCGUCGUCAAGACCGCCACAUCCGCCAUAGACAACGUUUUGCGGCACCUGUCAUCCGCAUCCAAUGUUAGCUAA